AGGGGGGUGGGGCGGAGGUGUCCACCGUCGUGGGUUCCCCGUGCUGGCCUUCUGUUGUCGCGCUCUCUACUCUGGGCGCUUCGUCGCUUUUAGUACAGGUCCAGGGGCAGGAGGAACUAUUGCUGGGCCUUCGUUAGCUUCUUACGUCUUCAACAGGCCAGUCCCCCAAGGGUUAGGCUGUCGGUGAGCGCAGGCUGUGCCCGGCUCCAGCGCCUUCAUGGUCCUUCCCUAGGGACAGACCUGGAGGCGUGGAGGGAAGAGUGCGAGGCUUGCGGGUCAUCUUCCAGACCCACUCCGGAUUUCCAGGAAGCUCCGGAGAAGCUGUCCUCCUGACGUGUGAGGAGACCUAGUGGAACCCAGGCUGGCUAUGAAGAGCGACACCUCGACUUCUGCAGCCCCUUUGAAAGGGCUCGUGGGCCCUCUGCGGAGCAGCGAGCCCGCGCUCGCCCUCCCGGCUGUGUCACCCGCGGUGCAUCUGCUGGAAGAGGCGGCCGACCUGUUGGUGGUGCACCUGGACUUCCACGCCGCACUAGAGACUUGCGAACGAGCCUGGCAGAGCCUGGCGGAGGAGCCCGCGAGUGGCACCGUUGUGGAGGUGAGAUGCUCCCUGUGUGUUGUGGGGAUCCAGGCUCUGGCGGAAAUGGACCGAUGGAGAGAAGCCCUGUCCUGGGUCCUCCGGUAUUACCAGGCUCCUGAAAAGCUGCCUCCCAAAGUCCUGGAGCUGUGCAUCCUUUUAUACAGCAAAAUGAAAGAUCCUGGAGCCAUGCUGGAUGCGGCCAGUGCCUGGCUCCAAGACCCAGAUAACCAGGGCCGUCUCGAAUAUGCAUCAUUGGCCAAACUCCACCUGUUCCGGCUGCUGCUACCCUUGGGUCGCUUGUCAGAGGCUGAGGAGCUGGCAGCGGGCUCUGUGGCCUUCAGUGAGGAGCAGCGGGUAGAAGCGCUUCAGGCCAUCCACACGGCACGGCAGCAGCACACGCAGGAACACCUGAACUCCCAGGAGCCCCAGAGGCUGAGCCAGGAAGGUUCGUUCUCCCAUAAGUUGCUGUCACUACUGAUGCUGCUUCGCCGACUUUGGGGCUCUGCAGUGAGCCACCUCCUCUCCCAGCCCUUCAGAAAGAGCCUCCUGGCUGCCUUGAUCCUCUGUCUCUUGGUUCUGCGGUUUGACCCAGCGGCUCCUUCUUCGCUGCCCUUCCUCUACCAGCUGACCCAGCUCUUCCGCAGGAUCCAGAAGGCCACGCUCUCUCGGCUCUACCCACUCCCCCUCCGGGACUGAGUGGCUCCUCAGCCGCCUCUACCUCUUACAGUCCACAUCUACAGAAGCAGAAGCGUUGGGCCCAGUGCCUGGGUCGGAGAUGGCACCAUGGGACUGGGCUCACUUGUUCUAGAAAGGGUGACCAGGGCCGGUGAGCCCUGGCUGCUGCCUUGGAGCCCUCCCUUUGGUAUCCCACUGGGGCUGCUCUCAAAGGGAGUGUGGGGACAGUGGCCCCCAGCCCAGCGCACAGAACACAAGUGUGGCCGCCCAGGACCCUGCAGCAGCUCCUCAAAAAGGAGGGCUUGAGGAGCAGGGGACAUUCUGGUUUCUUGACAAAGGCAGAGGGUGACUUCCCAGAUCUGGUGCGAGGGAGCUGGGAUUUACAAAGGUGGUGGAGUGGGCCUUGGCCAUUUACCUCUGAAAACUCCACAGCUCAGUGUUUGAAUUUGAGUAAAGCCGGAGAUCCCUCAUCCCCACACCCCUCCCACAGAUGCUGGAAUCAGUCCACCGUCCCCUCCCAUUGGUCCACAGGCAGGCAGCGGGGCAAGAAGCUUUCUGCUAGAGGCAUUUUGCUGUAGACUGGAUGUGGCUUCUGACCCACCCAGGUGGCCCCUGGGAGCAAAGGGAGCCUGCCUGACCUUAUCUCUGGGGAAUGUGAUCUUACGUGGUGCCACUGAGUCUUAGCUCAGUUUUCCAGCACGCCAGGGGCCAAGCGCUGCUCUCUGGACCCAGUGUCUUCCCACCGUACCCCACCAUUUGACCUGUUCAGCCAAUUGUGUCUCACCACUGUCUCCUUGACUCUUCUCCGGGUCCUAGUUGUGGUCUGUUGUUUGAAUAAUGCCCAAGUCUCUCUGCUCCCGUGGUGUUAAAAGUAGGCCAGGCUCAGGGCUGCUGAGAGCUGAAAAUGGAACUGGGUAAUCAGGUGAGCUGUAGAUCCGUGGGGGCUGGGCCGAGGGGCUGGGGGCGGGGCAAAGGGGGCAGCCCCAGGGAGGAGGCACUGCACACACCUCAGCAUUUCUGUGUAAGAAAAUACAGGAUGCUCUGGUGUCGCCAGGAUGGAGGCCCUCAGCCGGCCACCACACAGCUCUCUGACCUGGACGCAGGAGUGCAGGGGAUUGCCAGCCUUUUGCUGGUUGAUACUUAGGAACUGUGAGUCAACAGCGUUUCUCUAGAAGAGGACACCUCACAGUCACUUAGAAUUCCUUCUAAAUCCUGAAGGCUUGGGAACUAGAACCAUCACAUGUUUUAUGCCUUUUAAAUAGACCCUGGAUCCCCGGGGAGAGAGCAGGAUUCAGGGAGGGUUGGAAUCCCUUGACAGCGAUUCUUUCACUGUUGUUGCCCAACUUGGCCCAGAACGCCUGGCUCAAGUGCUGAACUCCACCCUGCAGCCUCGAGUUCUGUGACUCACACACCUUAUGACAGUGGUUUUGAAAUGAGGACCUGCACGUUCACCGCCCUAGAAGAAACUCCUUAAUGGCUUCCAUGGCCUACAGGAUACAAAUCCAGAUUCUUUUUAAUAGAAACUUAGGCCCAGUGUUCGCAGGCUUGGCCGACAGCUCCUUUGCUGUGUUGCCCUGUUCCCUGAGCAGGCUGCGUUCUCUCUCCCGCCGGGCCCUCCUCAGGCCCCCCUGGCACGGCUUAGGUGUGACUGCUGGAGGGUCUCAUAGCAGCUCUGCUCCAGGUCCGUGGCUUUCUAGGCUCGCCCAAGGGUUACCUGGCACUCUUCGCCUCCCAGCGCCCGUCUCCUGCCCCUCCUGCAGUAGGGGCUCGGCGGCCAUGGGACUGUUGGCCUCUGCUGUUCUGUAAGCUCCGUGAGUGUUGAGUCGGGCAGGCGCACAUUCCUGCCUGGGUGACUGUUGGCCGGGGUUCAGCCUUCAGUGUCUGCAAGCCCGUCCUGUCCUCUUGUCACAGGGCCUCGUCCACGAGUGAAUGGGCACUUAGGACUCUUGGCACUUUCGACAGCCCUGAGGAAGAGUUUUUGUGAGCACUGGCUAUUCCCAGGCCCAGCUGAGCGUGGGCGGGUACUCAGAGGGGUGGAAGAGGGCCUGCGCUUCUGGUGCGUGUGCUAUGCUGGGCUGUGAAACCCUGAACAGAUCGGACUGUCUUUCGGCUCCCUCCUGAUGCUCCUCACAGCCGUUCUGCUGGUGGCCCAUGGGGCUCUGGCUAUUUUUUACCUGACUGCUGCAGGGCUGUCUGUACCCUAACCACCUGCCUGUCUGGUGAGGAACUCGAAUUCCAAACUGCUGCUGUUACUUUGAUCUUUCCAAGGAUGUAGGCUGGUCCUCAGCUCUGGACUUAAAGAGGUCAGAGUGAAGGGACCGUCUUCUUGGUGGAUCAGCACAGAGCCUUCAGCCAAAGAUAGCUUUUGAGCAUUUGAAGUGUGGUUCAUCCAUGUGGAUACAUGUUGUGACUGUAACACACACACACUGGAUUUCAGAGACCAAGUACUAAACAAAUACAAGAAUGGAAAUACAAAGAUUUUUAUAUUGAUUAUGUUGAAAAAAUAUUUUGGAUAUAUUGGCUAAAAUAAAAUCAAUUAAACUAA
Apodemus sylvaticus (European woodmouse) is the source of this 3797-nucleotide messenger RNA. It is a transcript of the gene Pex26, whose product is annotated as peroxisomal biogenesis factor 26. Gene Ontology annotation, molecular function: protein-containing complex binding; ATPase binding. Gene Ontology annotation, biological process: protein import into peroxisome membrane; protein import into peroxisome matrix. Bases 368 to 1273 code for a protein of 301 amino acids. The record is from RefSeq and is a predicted model, not a curated record. Lineage: Eukaryota; Metazoa; Chordata; Mammalia; Rodentia; Muridae. Gene Ontology annotation, cellular component: peroxisome; peroxisomal membrane. The transcript is spliced from 5 exons.